GAAAGUUCGUUCGAUAUCUCGGUGCCAUGUUUGCCUCGGAGCAAUGCAGGGACAACACUGAAAUGAGCACACCAUGCGAUGCUUCCGAGCUGCCAACAGCGUAUUAUUCAGUAAAGCGCCCAGCAGCAUAUUGCCAAGGACCGCGUCCUUGGCCGCCCAAGGCUCAACGCCAGCAAGAUGCCCAUUGACGCCUGUUUCCCACGUUGCGAGCCCCGGCCACGCACCAUGGAGACCCCCGAUAGCCCGGCCAUUCUUCCACACGGCGAAUCGCCACGGCAAGAGCAAGGGCAAGGGCAAGAAUGGCAGUGAAACGACAGAGGAGCCUCCUACCACUACAGCUGCCACUACCUCCGACACUGCCACUGCCACGACCAACGGCGGCAACAACAAAACCCCCGAAUCCGACCGCCUGCAUCCCAACCCGGAAGACCCGUUCGACUUCACGGACCUGGCCAACGCGUUCGCGCGCGCCGAGAAGCGCUUCACCGACGAGCUGAAGAAGCUGCGGGCGGGCGGGCGGUUCAACGCGGACGUGAUCGGGGCGGUGCCGGUGCAGCCGGACAAGCGGUCGCCGCGGACGUUCGCGCUGCGCGAGCUGGCGGCGGUGGUGCCGCUGGGCGGGCGGCGGUGGAGCAUCCUCGCGUUCGAGGAGGCCUCGGUCAAGCCGAUCCUGAGCGCCAUCCAGCGGUCCGACGAGUUCAACCAGCAGCCCCAGCGCAGCGAGGACAACCCGCUCGAGCUGACCAUGACGGUCGAGCCCGAGCGCGCCGACGCGCUCGCCAAGCGCGCCCGCGACGUCUGCCAGGCCUGGCGCACCCGCGUGCGCGACGAGGCCCACCGCCGCGCCGAGGUCCACAAAAAGUGGCGCGCCGAGGGCGUCGUGCUGAGCGAUGACUUCCACCGGCUCAAGAAGGAGCUGCAGCGGCUGCAGGACGAGAGGAUGAAGGUUAUCCUGGCCAAGGAGAAGGAGACGGUGCAGCUGAUCAUGGCGAGGGCGAGCUGAGAUGUACAUUUUUCUCUUUUCUUCAAUUCUGUCUUGGGGUACCGGCUGGUGGGUAUGAACGGACGGACGGACGGAUCUGAUAUAGAAUAUCAGUUGUUUCUAUGGUGAAAGAGACAACUCUCUGUACAAGUAGACUAUAAAACAAGGGACCUUGUAUACGGUAUUGUUACAUAUGGAGACAGCGAGCCCGCAGCCC
Messenger RNA from Thermothielavioides terrestris NRRL 8126, 1199 nucleotides. RefSeq lists its product as uncharacterized. The coding region runs from base 74 to 1003 and encodes 309 amino acids. Gene Ontology annotation, cellular component: mitochondrion. Gene Ontology annotation, molecular function: ribosomal large subunit binding. NCBI's taxonomy places the organism in Eukaryota, Fungi, Ascomycota, Sordariomycetes, Sordariales, Chaetomiaceae. Gene Ontology annotation, biological process: translation. The record is from RefSeq and is a predicted model, not a curated record. The transcript is spliced from 2 exons.